Molecule: messenger RNA, 2575 nt
Organism: Arachis stenosperma
Lineage: Eukaryota; Viridiplantae; Streptophyta; Magnoliopsida; Fabales; Fabaceae
Product: 3-hydroxy-3-methylglutaryl-coenzyme A reductase 1-like
Exons: 4
Coding region: 152-1909 (585 amino acids)
Biological process (GO): coenzyme A metabolic process; isoprenoid biosynthetic process; sterol biosynthetic process
Cellular component (GO): endoplasmic reticulum membrane; peroxisomal membrane
Molecular function (GO): protein binding; hydroxymethylglutaryl-CoA reductase (NADPH) activity
Source: RefSeq, a predicted model, not a curated record
UCCCACUCGCCAUUUUUUUACAAUCUCUCCUUCUUUCUAUAAAACCUUCUAAACCUCCUCAUUCCAUUCUCAUUUUUCUCUCUCAAUUUUUUUCUCUUCCCAUUUUCCUUUCUCUCUCUCAAUACCAAAAAAAAAAGAAAAAAAAGAUAAAAUGGACGUUCGCCGGCGACACCACUCUUCGGCCCCCGCCGGCGAACCUUUGAAAAAGAAGAACACCCCGCCACCUCCUCCAGCACCUCAGCUGGUGUCGACGGUGGUUCCUCUGUACGUAACAAACGGCGUCUUCUUCGGGGUGUUCUUCUCGGUGGCAUACUUUCUCCUCCACCGGUGGCGCGAGAAGAUCCGAAACUCGACCCCUCUCCACGUGGUCACGCUCUCGGAGAUGGCAGCGUUCCUCUCCUUAAUCGCUUCCCUCAUCUACCUCCUUGGAUUCUUCGGCAUUGGCCUUGUCCAACCCAUUAUUGCAGCUUCCUCACGACCUUCCUCCGAUGACGAAGCAGAAGAAGAAGAAAUCAUUAAAGACGACGCAAGAAACCCCGGCCCCUGCCCCGCCGGAAUAAUCGACUGCUCCGCCGUCGCCGCUAUUUCCCCUGCUCCGCCAUCGCAGAAACCUCAGCUUCCACUUCACGUUCCGCCUCAGAUUCCUCCUCUAUCUUCCGACGACGAGGAGCUCGUACAGCAGGUGGUGUCCGGCGAGGUUCCGUCGUACUCUCUGGAGUCCAGACUCGGUGACUGCCGGCGUGCGGCGGUGAUACGGCGCGCGGCGGUGGAGAGAGUCACCGGAAGGUCCCUGGAGGGUCUUCCGGUGGAAGGUUUCGAUUAUGAUUCGAUCUUGGGACAGUGCUGCGAGAUGCCGAUAGGGUUUGUUCAGAUUCCGGUGGGUGUUGCGGGUCCAUUGUUGCUCGAUGGGGUGGAGCACACGGUGCCAAUGGCCACCACCGAGGGCUGUUUGGUUGCAAGCACAAACAGGGGUUGCAAGGCCAUAUCUAUCUCCGGCGGCGCCUCCUCCGUCGUCCUCCGUGAUGGCAUGACCAGGGCUCCCGUCGUCAGGUUCGCCACCGCCGUCAGAGCCGCACAACUCAAGUCCUACCUUGAAGACCCAAUCAACUUCGAUUCCCUCGCUGUCGUUUUCAACAAGUCAAGCAGGUUUGCAAGGUUACAGAAGAUCAAGCCUGCCCUUGCAGGGAAGAAUUUGUACAUUAGAUUCAGUUGCAGCACCGGUGACGCCAUGGGCAUGAACAUGGUCUCCAAAGGUGUCCAAAAUGUUCUUGAUUUUCUCCAAACUGAUUUCUCAGACAUGGAAGUUAUUGGAAUUUCAGGAAAUUAUUGUUCGGACAAGAAAGCUGCCGGAGUUAACUGGAUCGAAGGGAGGGGUAAAUCGGUGGUGUGUGAGGCGAUAAUCAAGGAGGAGGUGGUGAAGAAAGUGCUCAAGACAAAUGUAGAGUCUUUGGUUGAGCUGAACAUGCUGAAGAACCUCACCGGAUCCGCGGUGGCCGGGGCUCUCGGCGGAUUCAAUGCUCAUGCGAGCAAUAUUGUAUCCGCCGUGUACUUGGCCACCGGGCAGGACCCUGCUCAGAAUGUAGAGAGCUCUCAUUGCAUCACCAUGAUGGAAGCCAUCAACAAUGGCAAGGACCUUCAUAUCUCUGUCACCAUGCCUUCUAUUGAGGUGGGAACAGUUGGAGGGGGAACACAACUGUCAUCUCAAUCAGCAUGCCUUAACCUACUUGGAGUGAAGGGUGCAUGCAAAGAGAGUCCAGGUGGAAACGCAAAACAAUUGGCCACAAUAGUAGCAGGUGCAGUUCUAGCAGGUGAGCUCUCUCUCAUGUCUGCAAUUGCAGCUGGUCAACUGGUCAAGAGUCACAUGAAAUACAACAGAUCUAGCAGGGAUGUUUCCAAGAUGGUCUCAUAAGCCUAACUAGCUCACUUCACCAUGCCUUCUCAAUUUAAUCAUAAAAAAAAUGGGGUGUAACAUAUAGUUAAAUUAAAAAACUUGUAUCAUCAAUCAAUUAAUAAUGUAAAAAAAAAAAGAUGAAGGUUUAAUUUUGUCUGUGAAGUUGUAAGUGCUAUUCAAUUGUUGAUACUAUAUCUUGUGAUUUAAUUUAGUCCUACUGUAAUCUCAAUAAGAGAUUAGAUUAAAUCAUGAAGUGUAGUAUUAGAGAUUAAAUUAAAAUUUUUGAAAGUUAAAAACUCAAUUGAAUUUGAAUUAUGCUUACAAUGUUCAAGAUAAAAUUUAAGCUCUAUCCUUAAAAAUAUUAAGAAAAAGAAAGAUAUGCCAAACCAGUACAUGUGUGAGUGAGGAUCACAAAUCACAGAGACAAUUUUGUAAAAGUGGUGGGGGUGUGAGAAUAACAAGUCCAUGGUUGGCAAUGGCAUCUUUUGUAGAGUAAUAAAAAAAACAAACAAAAAAUGGGACCCCAGAGAGGCAUGUGUGUGUGUUUUUGUUAGGAAGAAACAAACAGUGAAGACAGCCUGCAAAUUAGAAUUACUUAUAUAUCUCAACUCCAUGUGAAUGUGAUGAGUGUCAUGAACAUUUUUCCUUUUCUAAAGUUUGUACAUAAAAGACUUGAGAAUCAAA